AUGGGAGUUGUUCUUCACUACAGUAUUUUCUUUAUGCUGUACAUGCAUUCUUUAAGAAUUUGCUUCAGCUGUUUGGAUGGUAAGUCCUUCUCUUUCCGCCUUGUUGUUUCAAUCAUCUUUGGCUCGCUAUUUUCAAAACUGAGCGACAAAAUAGUGAGAAACACAUUUAUCUCUUGAAAGAAGAUAAAAAAAAAUUAGUUAGACCGACUUUAAAAAUUGGAAACAAGAGUAGCUGCACACUAUUCUGCUCUAAGAUACUGCCCAUAAAAAUGACUUUUUUACGGCUUAUGGUUAAUUCUUUAGCUGUGUUGUCUAUCCAGUGCCUGAGUUUUGCUAUUUUGUUAGAUUAUAAAGUUGACAGCGCACUCAAUGUACAACAUGAAAACCUAUUUAAAAGUUAAAUAACAGGAGAUAAGUACGUGCAAGACAAUUUUUUUAAAGAAAUAUAAAAUUGAGUUUCCAUAUUGUCACUAUGGUUUCAUACUCGGAUUAUAAACUCGUUCACAAGAGGGAAGUUGCCAGAAAACAAAUAAUUCUGUUAUUUGCGUAAUAAGGGGAAAAUAUUUUCACAAUAAACACGAUAGAUUACCACUAUUCAAGACAGGUGGGAAUACCUUCUUCCUGUUUUUCUUGUUUCAGCCUUUUGCUUGGCUUUUCCAAAAAAAAUUAUCGUAUAUAUUUUCCUAAAAAAGGGGGUUUUCUUUAUAGAGCUCGACUAAUUAACAGAAAAUUGAAAUUGGCCUUGAGAACUAAGUUAAUUCCACCUCCUUUUUGUCACUAUUUGAUGUACAUUGCUGUUUUAAGCCAGUUUGAUGCGAUUCCAAGAAAACCUCAGCAAGGUUAAUUAACAUACAUGGUAGUUUCAUGAUUAAAUGUCAGAUAAAACAUAGCUUGAAGCUAAGGAGUAUAACCGAAAAUAUAGGUCAUUAUGUUCCAUGAACUACAAUCUUGUUUAUAAAGGACAGUUGCUUUUAAUUGAAGCUCUUUUUGCCGCCAGAAAAGGUCAGAAUUGGCCACGAGCUCCUGGAAUUGCUAAAUGCAAUUGUUUUUCUUUUUUCAAUUCAGGUAAUUGCCGCGUACUGGCGUUUCCGAGUUAUUUCCCAGUUGCUGACAAAUGUUUGGAGAGCCACACGUUCUUAGUUGUCCAACAUGUCCCGGAUAUGGGUCUUUGUGAAAUGCUUUGUUACAACCAACCAAACUGCGUCAGUGUGAAUUACGAGAUCCAAAGACAUAAACGAUGUGAACUGAACCAUUCAACACACCGAGCGCACGAUGAG
This is a messenger RNA of Porites lobata, 1277 nucleotides long. Lineage: Eukaryota; Metazoa; Cnidaria; Anthozoa; Scleractinia; Poritidae. The record is from the annotation of a GenBank genome assembly.